Helicoverpa armigera (cotton bollworm) is the source of this 1843-nucleotide messenger RNA. RefSeq names its product DEAD box protein 21E2 (gene Dbp21E2). Gene Ontology annotation, molecular function: RNA helicase activity; ATP binding; mRNA binding. Lineage: Eukaryota; Metazoa; Arthropoda; Insecta; Lepidoptera; Noctuidae. The transcript has 5 exons. Bases 87 to 1568 code for a protein of 493 amino acids. The record is from RefSeq and is a predicted model, not a curated record.
AACUCUGUGACACUGACAGUUACACAGGUCAUGUUGUUUUGUGUGUGAGACGGCUUCAUUUGAUUUUGUUAAUUAAAGCCACAGAAAUGUCGAAACUACGGCCUAUACUAAACUUAUCGUAUUGCCGGUAUUAUAGUGUUAAACAGGCGACCAAAAAACUUCCUAUAAUAUCGUGUAAAAGGCCUGAAUUCAAUCAUUUUGAGGGUCAGAGUUACAGCAAGUUUGAAGGCAUACCGCUGGCUUCCAAAGGCUGGUUAAGCAAUAAAUCCAAGGGUGACUACUUUGUAAUAUACGGAAAUGCUAAUAAAAAGGAAGAAAAGCAGGUUUAUCGAAAGAGUUUUGAAGAGAUCGGCGUGGCUCCAAGUUUGAUUGAGGUUAUGUCUGAGCAAGGAUUUUCUUUGCCUACUGCUAUUCAAACUAAAGCGAUUCCCUCCAUUCUGAGUGGCACUAAUGUUGUAAUGACUGCAGAGACUGGCUGUGGGAAGACAUUAGCCUACUUGUUGCCAAUUUUCCAACAUAUUUUAGAGUGGAAACCAUCCAUAAAGGAAGAAUUCAAUAGCCCUUUAGCUGUUGUUAUAACUCCUAGCAGAGAACUAGCAUCACAAGUAGGAGAAGUAGCUCAAAACAUAGCCCAACGUCUGAACCUCAACGUCACCACUCUCGUUGGAGGUCGAACCAAACAGAAGAUGUUAAACCCACCCAUAGAAUACUGUGAUAUACUCGUCACUACACUAGGAGCAUACAGUAAACUGGUUACAACCGGAAUAUUCAAGAUUAAUAAUGUACAUCAUGUAGUUUUGGAUGAAGCAGACACAUUAUUGGAUGAUACUUUCAUUGAUAAGAUGGCACAUUUGUUGAAGAAGUUUCCGAUCCAACACAAAGUUCAGAUCCAAACGCCACCAGUAGGCUGUCAGGUAACCCUGGUCAGUGCGACGAUGCCUCAUGAGCUACCGGCAGCGGUCAAUGCCUUCGUAGACCCUGAGUCUCUGAAGACGAUCACCACCAGCAACAUACAUAGGGUACUGCCGCAUGUACCGCAAAAAUUCCUACGCCUAGGCAAAGCGCAGAAACCCCUAGCAUUACUAAAGGAAGUUCAAGCAGACGUGAACCAAAACCGUGCAGUCAUGAUAUUCUCCAAUCAGACUUCGACUUGUGACUUCGUUUCCAUGUUUUUAAAUGAAAAUAAUAUCGAAUGCAUUAACAUUAAUGGAAGGAUGGCGGUUGCUCUGAAAAUGGGAAAGUUUGAAAUGUAUAAGAGCGGGAAAGUCAAUGUUAUUUCUUGUACCGAUAUUGCAUCGAGAGGAUUGGAUACUACUAGGACUCACCACAUAAUAAACUACGAUUUUCCCCUCUACACGGCCGAUUACAUCCACCGAUGCGGUCGGACGGGUAGAAUCGGAUCGCCCGUCAACUGUAAUAUCACCAACUUCGUAGCCUGGCCGAGAGAAAUACAGCAAGUGCAGAGAAUAGAGCUCUCUGUCAGAGAACACAGCCAAUUGCCUAGAGUUAAUGCUAAUAUUAAGAGAAUUAUUGAAGACAGGAUUGUAAAAAUGGCGGGUAGUGUUUAAAUAUGGAAUGGUGUGUUACGUCAUUUGACGGUGUUGCCAAAAUUUUGACAUCAUCAUCUCGUCUUCGCCCACUUAGUAGUAUCCCUGAGCAGAGAUAUUGGUCGUUUAAAAACUUUGGUGGAGUCUGGGCCUAAGUCUAGAGUAGGCGCGAUUACUCUAGCGGAAAAUUGUGGAACUAUUUAUUUUUUAUGUUUGACCAAGCCAUGUCUAUCAGACUUCUUUCCUGGCGCCAACUAUAGUUCCAUUAUCUUGAAAUAGAUGGCGGUAAAAUUGAC